AGCGUGCGUCAGCGUGCGUCAGCGCGUACCCCGCCUGGGCGGGGGCUCAGGACGCCGGAGCCGCGUCUCCGGGGAUCGCCGCCGUUCGGGCUCACGGGAGGGCGUCGGCCGUCGCGCCGUUUCCGCGCGUGCUGCGCCGGCCCCGCGAUUAACAGCCUUGAAGAGUCUACUUUUUUCCCCCUCGUUUCUUUCCCCGGCAGUAAUAAAUCCCAUUUUGGAGAGAACCAGAAACUUUAUAAAGGGAUAUAGCUUGAAUUUUGUGGAGUGUAAUUUUGUGUAUGAAUUAUAGUUUUAAAAUAUCAAGGGUUUUCAGAAGGAAGGCUAGUAGGGUUAAUUAUUGGUAUAUGGUGCAUAAACAAUUCUGUCCAUAAAAUAUUAUGCAUAGAUAACACUAGGAAGGAUAAGUUGUAUCUUGAUAAGUUGAUUUAUCUGUACAAAAUGAAUGAUUUAGAUACAUGAUUUUUAAAGAUAGGCUAUUUAAUUUUUAAACGCAGUGUUAAAGUUCCUGUUGUGGAAAUUUUAUGGUUAAAUAGUUUGGAGAAAAUACCUUCAGUUGAUCAAGUAUUAUCGGUAUGCAGAAUGAGGAAGAAAGACAAAUCAUGAUGCUGCAGGAAAUGGAAACAAAUACCGACAAUAUUUAACAGAGGUGGAAGAGGUAGCAGUUAGCUUGAAGCAAAAUCUGACAUCAUACACACUAAAACAGGUGUAGGUUCAGCAAAGCUUGUGGGUGCUGAUAUCCUCAAAAGUUGUUUCUGAAGCUAGUACAACCCAUUUAAGUAGAUACUGUGGUGAUAACCUGUGUGCAACUGGCCUUUAGAUAAUAUGACCAUAUGAAGACUUUAAUUCUUGUUUGCUAGAAUAAAACAAGAUUUUUGAAUGGGCUUGAAAGAAACCUGCAUAUAGUUUUUCCCACUUGUAGCAUAAUCAGUAAUUGGCUUGAUAAACAGGCUUUGUAGCUUGUAACUAAAAGCAUAUUGAAGGCAUAAUUUAGGUACCCUAUAAUUAUUUAGAAUUUUGGGAAUAUCAACCUCCUCGAAAAAUCAAGCAGUUUUAACAUAUUUCAGUAAGUGUGCCAAUUUCUUUCAGGCCUUUAUGUUAGUAUUACACCAAAUAAUGAGCAAUUAGCCCUUGAGUUACAUAAGAGUUAAUAUAAUCCGAAACAGUACUAGAUGGUAUCUUGGUAAUUUAGGACAGAUACUCGUCCCACCUGAGUGUAAACUCAGCAUAAAUCCCAUAAGGAAGGUGUAGUGAAUUUUACAUAAGUAGAAGCCUAUCGUUUGAUUCUUUUAUGUGGUCAAAAACUAAAAUCGUGUGAAGAUAGAAAUUUCAGGUGAAAGUUUUUGGACAUUAAAAAGUAAAAUCACUCAUGCACAAAACUACUUCCCAAAGACUUGUCCCAGGUUCUUCAUGUCAGAGAAUUAAGAGGACCAUGGAAGAUAGCACGAUCUUAUCAAAUCAGACAGUUGGCAACAAACAAAAAAUAAAAUACGACUUUUCAUGUGAACUCUAUAGAAUGUCUACAUACUCAACGUUCCCCGCCGGCGUCCCCGUCUCAGAGAGGAGUCUGGCCCGGGCGGGGUUUUACUACACUGGUGUGAACGACAAGGUCAAGUGCUUCUGCUGUGGCCUGAUGCUGGACAACUGGAAGCCUGGAGACAACCCUAUUGAAAAGCACAAACAGCUCUACCCCAGCUGUAGUUUUAUUCACAGUCUGGUUACUCUUACUAGCCGGGAUUCCACCUUUAAGAAUCCUUCUCCAACGAGGCACACUCUCACACAUUCAUUAUCUCCCACUUUGGAACAUGGUGGCUCAUUCAGUGGUUCUCAUUCCAGCCUUGCACCAAACCCUGUUAAUCCUAGAGCAGUCGAAGACUUCUCCCCAUUGAGGACUAACCCCUACAGUUACGCGAUGAGUACUGAAGAAGCCAGGUUUCUCACUUACCACAUGUGGCCGUUAACCUUUUUGUCACCAUCAGACCUGGCGAGAGCUGGCUUUUAUUAUAUAGGACCCGGAGACAAGGUAGCCUGCUUUGCCUGCGGUGGGACCCUGAGUAACUGGGAACCAAAGGAUGAUGCGAUGUCGGAACACCGCAGACAUUUCCCCAACUGCCCAUUUUUGGAAAAUUCUCUGGAGACGCUGAGGUUUAGCAUUUCAAAUAUGAGCAUGCAGACACAUGCAGCUCGACUGAGGACGUUUAUGUACUGGCCGUCCAGUGUACCCGUUCGGCCUGAGCAGCUUGCAAGUGCUGGUUUCUAUUACGUGGGUCGCAAUGAUGAUGUCAAAUGCUUUUGUUGUGAUGGUGGCUUAAGGUGUUGGGAAUCUGGAGAUGACCCGUGGGUGGAGCACGCCAAGUGGUUUCCAAGGUGUGAGUUCUUGAUACGCAUGAAAGGGCAGGACUUUGUUGAUGAGAUUCAAGCUCGGUACCCUCACCUUCUUGAGCAGCUUUUGUCAACAUCAGAUACUUCUGGAGAUGAAAAUGCUGAUCCACCAAUUGUCCAUUUUGGCCCUGGAGAAGGUUCUUCAGAAGAUGCAGUCAUGAUGAACACCCCCGUGGUGAAGGCCGCCUUGGAGAUGGGCUUCAGUCGAAGCCUGGUGAGGCAGACGGUGCAGAGUAAGAUCCUGACCACUGGGGAGAAUUACAGAACCGUUAACGAUAUUGUGUUAGCGCUUCUUAAUGCUGAAGAUGAGACCCGAGAAGAAGAGAAGGAACAACAAACUGAAGAAAUGGCAUCAGAUGAUUUGUCAUUAAUUCGGAGGAAUAGAAUGGCUCUCUUUCAACAGUUGACUUGUGUGCUUCCUAUCCUGGAUAAUCUUUUAAAGGCCAAUGUAAUCAAUAAACAGGAACACGAUAUCAUUAAGCAAAAAACACAGAUACCUUUGCAAGCAAGAGAACUGAUUGAUACCGUUUUAGUUAAAGGAAACACUGCUGCCAACAUCUUCAAAAGUUGUUUAAAAGAAAUUGACUCUACGUUAUAUAAGAAGUUAUUUGUGGACAAGAACAUGAAGUAUAUUCCAACUGAAGAUGUUUCAGGUCUGUCGCUGGAAGAGCAGUUGAGGAGGCUGCAGGAAGAGAGGACGUGUAAAGUGUGCAUGGACAAAGAAGUUUCCAUAGUGUUCAUUCCGUGUGGCCACCUGGUCGUGUGCCAGGAAUGUGCCCCCUCUCUGAGAAAAUGCCCCAUCUGCAGGGGGGUAAUUAAGGGCACCGUUCGUACCUUUCUCUCAUAAAGGUCCUUAGCACAUUGUUGAACACGUGAAGCUGUCUGAAGUAUAAAAGAAUUAUUGGUUCUUUAAUUAGGACAUUUGUGUUGUAUUCUGCUUUGCUACUAGUGAUCUUGAUUCAGAACAUUAGUAUCCUGUGCCCUAAUCUUUGUUUAGGCGAAGGGGGGGUUUGUGUGUGAUGGGCUGUGUUAGUGUGCGUGUGCGAGUUCGGGGGAGGUUACGGGGGAGCCUCAGUGCCCUGAGGUGUCCUGUCGGAAGGGCCUGGGUUUGGUGUUCCUUCUGGAAGCUUUGAGCACGACCUGAGAGUGUGCAGUUGACAAGACUUGGACACCGGGCGGGACCACUGGAGUUUACCACACUUACCGUGCCAAAUUCUCUUUGAUGUUUUUCCACUUGUGUUUUAAAAUAAGGACUUCUUUCUUACUGGUCAAUAAGCUUUUCCCUAAUUUGUGAGAACCUCUUAAUAAAAUUCUUUAAAAAGA
Molecule: messenger RNA, 3702 nt
Organism: Zalophus californianus (California sea lion)
Lineage: Eukaryota; Metazoa; Chordata; Mammalia; Carnivora; Otariidae
Product: baculoviral IAP repeat-containing protein 2
Exons: 9
Coding region: 1367-3226 (619 amino acids)
Biological process (GO): regulation of apoptotic process
Source: RefSeq, a predicted model, not a curated record